UUUCGUCGAUUAGAAACAUUCAGGAGUCGAUGCGUCUAAAAGCUAAAAAGCAAGGACUAAUCGGCAAAACGCGGCUAAUCUCUCGGCGACCGGAUAAAUACCCUUUAGACCGCGUACGGCUUCUGCAGCAUCGGAAGAAAGUUCUCUUCCUUUCAGCGGUUUUUCCAUUCCUCUCUCGGAGAUCUAGGGAUUUAGGGUUUCUUUUUUCUUCUAUAUCCGAGAUGGACGCCAUCGAUUCAGUCAUCGAUCCCCUUCGAGACUUCGCAAAGGACAGCCUCCGCCUCGUCAAGAGAUGCCACAAGCCCGAUCGCAAAGAAUUCACGAAGGUGGCGAUCCGGACGGCGAUUGGCUUCGUCGUGAUGGGAUUCGUUGGGUUUUUCGUGAAGCUCAUCUUCAUCCCGAUCAACAAUAUCAUCGUUGGAUCCGGUUAGGUAAAGAUCUGAAAUUGCAGUUGUCUCUCAUCUGUUGGGAUAAACAUGCAUGCAUGCGAGGAAUUCC
Messenger RNA from Magnolia sinica, 498 nucleotides. RefSeq names its product protein transport protein Sec61 subunit gamma-1-like. Gene Ontology annotation, cellular component: membrane; Ssh1 translocon complex. Gene Ontology annotation, biological process: protein targeting; post-translational protein targeting to membrane, translocation. Lineage: Eukaryota; Viridiplantae; Streptophyta; Magnoliopsida; Magnoliales; Magnoliaceae. The record is from RefSeq and is a predicted model, not a curated record. The transcript is spliced from 2 exons. Gene Ontology annotation, molecular function: transmembrane protein transporter activity. The coding region runs from base 30 to 431 and encodes 133 amino acids.